Molecule: messenger RNA, 402 nt
Organism: Lathyrus sativus (Indian pea)
Lineage: Eukaryota; Viridiplantae; Streptophyta; Magnoliopsida; Fabales; Fabaceae
Source: the annotation of a GenBank genome assembly
AUGGCUUCGAAAUCUCUUCUCAGAAAUGGAGUUGCGUUGUUGAAUCGAUUAUCACUAUCAAAUUCAAAAUCACUUCUGAAUUCCAAUCAUCAUCAACCUUACCUUUUCCCAUCCCUCCCCAAGCUCCAGAAUUUUCCUCAAAACGACGCCGAAUCAGCGAAGAACCUUAUUUCCUCCGAAGGGUUUCUCUACCCAUGCGGCCUCCCUUCUCUUCGCUUCUUCUUACCUAAUGGGGACACUUCUUCAGACGAGCCAAUGAUUUUAUUCCCAAAAAGGACAUUUCAACCUAGCAUUAUCCGCAGAAAGAGGAAUCAUGGUUUUUUUGCUCGGAAAGCAACCAAGGGUGGCAGAAAGGUAAUUGCCCGAAGAGUAGCUAAGGGUCGGUUUAGGAUUACAGCUUAG